This is a messenger RNA of Phytophthora sojae, 1194 nucleotides long. RefSeq lists its product as hypothetical. The record is from RefSeq and is a predicted model, not a curated record. The coding region runs from base 1 to 1194 and encodes 397 amino acids. NCBI's taxonomy places the organism in Eukaryota, Oomycota, Peronosporomycetes, Peronosporales, Peronosporaceae. Gene Ontology annotation, biological process: signal transduction. Gene Ontology annotation, molecular function: GTPase activator activity. The transcript is spliced from 3 exons.
AUGAGCACGGCGUCGAUCCUGAUGGAGACCGUGAGUCAGGAGCUGAACGUGCCCAAUCGCAGCUUCAUCAACAUCCAGCGCUCCAACUGGCUUAAGCCCGACGAGAUCCCGCGGCUCACAAUCCGAGCGGACGAGUCCCGGCCACAAGCCCGACAAGAGGCACACGCCACCGCCAUGCUGAACAUCCAGCUCCCUGAACACGCGACGGUCAAGGCCGACAGCGGCUCGCCGUCGUCCCCGUCGCACGCCCCGCAGGCGGACGGCGAGCAGGACUUCGCCGCGUUCCUGGAGAUCGGCUCGCCCUACGGCUUCAAGCACGACGUGCACAUCCACUACAACUUCCAGGAGGCCAGGUUCGAGGGCAUCCCCGACAACUUCGCCGACUACCUCGUGUCGGGCGUCCUGGAGCGGAGCCGCGCCGACACAGUCUGCGCGCUGGACGCGGCAUCGCCGGUGCUCAAGCCCAGGCGCCGCGCCAAACGGACGCGCACGAGCUCGGCCCCGCCCGGAAGUCUGAGCCUCUCGAGCAUGUUCGGCAGUCUGGACCCCGUCGGCAGCAACGACCCGGUAAAAAUACUCAACCAGCACUUCAAGCUGCCGUUCCGACAGGUGCCGCGCGUGGCCGUGCCGGGCUACGACGAGAGGGUCCCGGCCGUGCUGGUCAUGCUGCAGCAGCACUUCGUUGCCAAGCAGGGGUAUCUGACGCCGCACAUCUUCCGAGAAUCGCCCAGCAAGGCCGAGCGCGACCAAGCCAUGAUCGACAUCAACUGCGGCGCCUUCCGAGGAGCCAAGCACGACGUCCGAGUGCUGGCCGACCUCAUCAAGCUCUGGUUCCGGGAGCUGCCCGUGCCCAUUCUGCACGAAAUACCCGCAGGCGAGAUGGAGCGUCUCGCGUCCGCUGACAACGCUGAGCUCGAGGUGCUGAGUCUGCUGGGCGACCUGGAGCGCAGCAUCGUGCUGUGGUUAGCCGACCUGCUGGCCUUCGUGGCCGAGUACCAACCGCACAACCACAUGGGUGUGGACCAACUCGCCAUCGUCAUCGCUCCAAACCUCGUGCGUCUUGAGACGGAGAACCCCAUGGUAGCCGUGGCUCUCUCCAAAGCUGCCGUCGACUUGUUCCGAGGCGUAUUGCGGGCACGGUUCCAGCGCAGACGCGAGCUGAAGGCAGCUGGAGUUAUCCAAGACAAAGCGUAG